Octopus sinensis (East Asian common octopus) is the source of this 2789-nucleotide messenger RNA. Its product is annotated as inter-alpha-trypsin inhibitor heavy chain H3. NCBI's taxonomy places the organism in Eukaryota, Metazoa, Mollusca, Cephalopoda, Octopoda, Octopodidae. The record is from RefSeq and is a predicted model, not a curated record. Gene Ontology annotation, molecular function: serine-type endopeptidase inhibitor activity. Bases 104 to 2671 code for a protein of 855 amino acids. Gene Ontology annotation, biological process: hyaluronan metabolic process. The transcript is spliced from 13 exons.
CACGUGAGAAACCUUGUAUAAAAGGGAGAAACUUGAAUGAACUAUAUCAGUUCGACUUUAUUCUCCCUUUCGGUAGCCUGACAUAAAACAACUAAAGAAGCUAAUGAUGAAGUUGUAUCUUAGCAUCUUGUUUUUGUUUUAUCUAAUGAAUGCAAAGGGUGUAAACUCGGAGCCACCGGAUAUUCUUCGCUUACACAUCCAGUCGGAUAUUCGAAUGAGAUUCGCCACCACGCAAAUUACAAGUUUGGUUGCCAAUAAUAACAAUUAUUCUCAAGAAGUCACCUUUAAUGUCAACUUACCAGAAGAGGCGUUUAUAUCCAGUUUCAAAAUGGUAAUCGAUGAUGUUGAAUAUCCAGGUGAAGUUAAAGAAAAGGAGCAAGCUAAAAAGGCGUACGAAAAAGCCAAACGCAAAGGUCAAAGUGCUGGUCAUGUUGCCAAAAAACCUCGAGAUACAAACAAAUUCAAGAUUAAUAUCAAUGUUGCUGCUCUGAGAAAUGUGACAUUCGAAGUUCGGUACCAAGAGUUGUUAAGAAGAAAACUCGGUUUGUAUGAACAUUCCAUCUACGUGAACCCUGGUCAACCUGUUGAAGAUGUAAAAAUACAAGUCUAUAUAGAAGAAUCUAAAGAAAUUCGUAUCUUGAGGGUACCACCUUUACGUUCAACUGAUCCAACAUUCACUGACGCGACACCAGAAUCAACGACCAAUCCAGACGCAACAAUUUCGCGCCCUUCAAUAAAGACAGCUGAAAUUACAUACGUACCAUCAGACACUGGAACUCUGGAUGGUAUUUUUGAAAUCAAGUAUGAUAUAGACCGACGCAAACAGUUCAAUGGUGAUAUAUUGGCAGUGAAUGGAUAUUUCGUACACUUCUUUGCACCGGCUGAUUUGGAACCAAUUCCCAAGGACAUUUUGUUUAUCUUGGACACAAGCGGCUCAAUGUCGGGACGUAAAAUAGCACAAGUGAUUCAAGCAAUGAUAUUUAUCAUGCAUGACUUGGUAGAAGGUGAUCGCUUCAACAUUAUGGACUUUGACGACCAAAUAAUUUUUUGGAAACCUACUCUGCAGCCAUGGAAUCCAGAAAAUGUCAAAGAUUCGUUGAAGUGGGUUAGACAGAGAAGGGCAUCUGGAGGUACUAAUAUAAAUCAUGCACUUCUAGAUGGUCUCGAUUUAAUGUCAACUAUUUCGAAUAUAACAUCAGAAGAUCGGUCUCCAGUAAUCGUGUUUUUAACUGACGGUGCUGCAUCAUCUGGUGUAACUAGAAGUACUGAUAUCCUGCGCAAUGUGGCUGAAGCUAACGAGAAAACAAUUCCUGUGUUUUCUCUGUCUUUCGGCGCCGACGCUGAUUUCACCUUACUUCAGAAAAUAUCUCUACAGAACUAUGCCGUGGCCCGACGCAUUUAUGAAGCAUCUGAUUCUGCCAUCCAACUGAAGAAUUUUUACAACGAAAUAUCUGCUGCGCUAAUGACCGAUGUAAAAUUCAAAUACUUUGGUAAUGUGGAUAACGAUACGCUAACCAAUAAUGAAUUCCACAGAUAUUUCAAUGGUACAGAAGCAGUAAUUGCCGGGAAACUGACGGAUAAGGACGCUUCGAGAAUUACUUGGAAUAUAAUCGGCAGCACAAGUUCAGGUGGUAUUGAUAUUGGAGAAACAACUGAAGCGCUCCAAUUGUCUGAUGAAGGCAAAAGAGAAAGCUUGUUAUCUGAUGAAGACAUAAAAAGCAUUCCAGAGAAACUGUGGGCAUAUCUGACAAUCAAACAGAUUCUAGAUCAAAUGACUGCCAGUGACAACCAAACGGAGAAAGAUGAGUUGAAGAAUCGUGCGAUUGAACUGUCCUUAAAGUACAAAUUUGUGACUCCUGUAACGUCAAUGAUUGUCGUCAAACCAGACAAGAAAGAAAAUACGGAUGAAGACGCUGCAGAAGAGGCUAGCCGCGAUCGGCAUCCACCUGCACGUCCUGCACCGGUGUACAAACGUGUUAACCGACCCCCUCCUCGUGGAGGUUCUUAUGGCGAUCCCCAUUUCUUGGUGAAACUGAAAAACGUGACUUACCCUAUAUGUUACAAAAUGCCCGCAAAACCAGGAGAGCUAAUGACGUUAAUAUACGAUCCAGUAUUACAAAUCAAUGUGACGGGGAAAAUAAGAGAAGGUACAGGAAGUUAUAAGCCUGAUCGUCCGAACAGAACAUACAUCGGUAAAGUUUAUAUUAAAACUGCCAAUAUAGAAAUAAUGAUAGCAACACACCAAAUAGUAUUCAACGGUAAACGCCUUAUUUGGAAGAAUGAAUCAGACAUCGCUUUUAAUGGAGCAUCCUGCGAAGUGAAUGGAAAAGGAACAUUUGUGGAAGUAAAGAUUAAUCCUGGUUUAACCUUUCUUAUCAGACGGAACUUACACGCACGUAUGGGCCCUAAAUAUGGUUAUUUAGAUUUCUUCCUCAUGACUGACGAUGGAUUCUCCCCAGAAGUAUCCGGAGUUGUGGGUCGGUUCAUUCCAAUGACGGGUCACCUCAUGAAGGAACACAAAAUUUCAGAAUUUAAAACCGAAGCAAGGUUGAAACUUACGGAACCGAGAAUACAUUACAAGCGAGCUGUUCACGUAGUCAUGCAUAAAAUACAAGAUUUAAUGUUUAAGAUCCCAUGCUGGAAGAUAGACAUUGAUAAGCUUGGUUUUUAAUAAAAUCACAUAAAUUUACAUUUAAUUUCAUCAAUAUUUCAUAUCUUUAAGGACCGUCAAUUGUAUAGCUAUGAGUAACUGAAACAUUCACCCAAAUAAAUAUUUUUUGUUUAAGAAA